CUAUGUAAAGCAGUCAUCUCAGCCCCAACUUAUCGCUCGAUUUUGAAAAUGGCGGCAACCAAAAGGAAAUUCACUGUUCCAUCUCUAGAAGAGUUGGACAAGGAUGUACAAGAAUCCAGGCGUAAUCCAAUAUUUAAUACGUAUAAGACAUCCAGCAAGGAUAUCGAAGAAAGUAGGGAUGGUACUAACUCGGCAACAAGUAAUGCUGGUGAUUUAAAAAGACACGAAGUCAACAACCUUGGAAGCAAAUCUGAGCUAACACUGAAUGGAGGGACAGGAUUACUCAACAAAAACUGCGUUCCAAAACAGGAUUCUGUCCCUUUUCGGGAAAUUCUACCUGCCCAGAACAAGGUUGAAGGAGAAGGAAAUAGUAGCAGUGAUUGUUCUGUCAAACCUACCGUGGGAAAGACAUUCCGAGAGACGUUUGCAUUUCUGGAGGAGACGAAUCAUUUUAAAGAGACAGUAGCAAAAAUAAAGGAAAAAGAGUGGGUUUUGAUUCAAUGUGUCAAUGGGCUCUAUAACACAGAUUUAUCUCUUCAUAUACUUGAGCAGUAGCCGGGAAGAAAUAAUUCCCUUAGACUCACCCUAAUUAGUUUAAAUGUCAAUGACCGUGUAGUACACGUUUUACUUCAUAUUAUAUUCUUCCAGAGGAGGAAUUUCCUCCUUCAGGUUUGAAUUUUCCCAUGAGCUUGCAGGAAAUAUUGAAAAUAAUUAUUUGCAAAACUGUCAUUUCAACCUUAACCCUUUAACUCCCUUGACCCCUGAGUGACUAAGACAGAAUUUCUCCUUACAAUAGCAAUACAUUAUCAACCAGAUGAGUGAUGAGAAUAAAGAAAAAAUAUCAAUUUGGGGAUAAUUAGUUGAUCCAAUCCUAAAUUCUCUGAACUAACAUUAUAAGAAUUGUAUGGUUGACAGUAAAGAGAAUUACAAAUUUGAUCUGGGAGUUGAAGGGUUUUAAUGGUUGUUCUUUUCUGUUAAUCCCUCCACAUUCCUAUUGUUGCAUUCUUAAUCCCUCCACACUCCUAGUGUUGCAUUCUUUGUUACAUUGUACAGAGUUUUUGUCAGGUAGUUGUUACCUGAUCCCUACUGAACACAAAGUGUGUUAUUUCCUUUCUUGAAGUUAUCAGUAACUUCAAAUUGCCAUUUUGUGUACCUCAAGUAGACCCAUAUGUACAUUUAACAGCCUGCAAAAUAUUUUGAUGUGUUAUCAUGACAUUAUUACUCGUGUUCUCAUUGCAGAUCAACAAUAGAUGUCAACAGUUCAUCUGUACCUGUGACUUCAAAAUCAAACAGAAAUGCUAUUAUUGUUAAUCCAAGACAGGUAAUAAUGAUGGGUACCAUGAUAUAUAAAUUUUAACCUUUAACUGCUAGAUUGAGUUUCUAAUUCUCCUAACUGUCAGCCAUACAUUUCUCAUAAUGUUAGUGUAGAGAAUUUAGGAUUGGAUCAACUAAUUAUCCCUAAAUUGAUAUUUUUCUUUAUUCUCAUCACUUAUCUAAUUGAUAUUGCAUUGAUAUUGUAAGGAGAAAUUCUGUCUUGGUCACUUAUGGGAGUUAAAGGUUAAAAUUAGUUCAGAUGAACUAAAUAUUUGCUUUUAUUUUUAUGGGAAAAUCAGCAAACUAUGGAAUGGGCCCAAAUGUUUCUAUUUCUUUCACUCCCACUUUAUUUUAUCAAGCUGCUGAUACUCCUCCAUGUCAUUGUUGCUUUUCUCUGGCCAUUCUUGAGUCCACUGGCCUUAAUAGGUCAAUGACCAUUGAUAGAUUGGAGGCAAAGCUUGAUAAGGAAAGACUCACCAAGAUGUUGUUCAAUUCAGUCUAAUAAGAAUACCAGACAAUGCCCAAGUAAUGGAAAUUAUUUGAUCUAUAAAGUAUUGAUUAUUUGGAGGACAUGGGAGAGGUUUAUAAAAUUUUAUUUAAAAAAAAAAAAAAUUGGCCCAGUUGUCAUACAAAGGUUUAAGAUCAGCUCUAGAGCUCAGUGAUUUAUGUUAAAAAGGAUGUUUUAAAUACUCCUUUUUCAUAAUUAACUUUAGCUGAGCAUAACUCUCUAAUCAUUAUAUUUGUUUAUUUUCAACAGAAGUUGCAAAUUUGUGUUUACAAAUCCUUACUCUUUCUAUUGAGGGAAAAAUGUUUGUAACUUCUUUUGUUGCUCUAUUUUUUGUGUGCUUUAGAAGGGAAAUCCAGUGUUAAAACAUAUCAGGAAUGUUCCAUGGGAGAUGGGAGAUAUUAUUCCAGAUUAUGUGCUGGGUCCUUCAACUUGUGCUCUGUUUUUAAGGUAUGAAGCAGUGUCAGUUCUUAAUGUUGUGAAUUCUUAAUGUUGUCUUGUUGCUUACUCUUUUUGACAUAAAUAAGCAUUAAAAUCACUUCUGGGCAGGGGCAGACAGGGAGUGAAACAAAGUGCAUGUAUUGUGGCUCUGGCUGUGAGGUCUGGCUUUCAAUAGGAAUCUUGAAAUGACAAGGUUUCAAUUGAAUAAUAUCCCUUAAAGUUAUGUAAUGAUUUACUGGUAAUUAUAACAAGGUCAGUUUCACUACAUGAUUGAUUAUGACUGUGUUUGCUUAUAAUCACAUAGCACAUAAAUAUUUUUAUCACCUCAAAAACUAAAAUUGAAUUUUUUGUGUAUUGUUAAAAUAUUAAUAUAUUUCACUGCCAUGUGUAUUAAAACGAUUAAAACAUAUCACUUACAUCUGCCUCAGCUUUGCAAAAAAGUUUUGAGCUUUAGUUUUCAAUAUGAUCCUACAUUUUGUUAAGUUUAAGGUAUCAUCACUUCAACCCAGAGUACAUCCAUGAGAGACUGAAACUCCUUGGACAGAGAUAUGAACUUAGAAUACUUCUUGUUCAAGUUGAUGUGGUAAGUAUUUGCAGCACCCAACAAUGAUCUAUCCUUUAAUUAAUGUUUUCUCCUGGGAAAAGCAGUUUGAUUUGUUUUCUUGAAACAUAGUCAAGAAAAACAUGAUUGAGACUAUAAAUAUAAUGAGACAUUGUGGUGUAUAGUCUUGCAUAGUGUUUUUAUGAGUUGUACCAUAUUUUGGCGAGUCCAUAGGCUAACCAAAAUACAAACAACUUUUAAAAAUACUCUUUAAUACUUCAUACCAAAAUGUCUCAUAAGUUACUGAUUAUCCAACUACUUUAUUUUCUUCACUUUUCUGAUGAGACAGGAAAAGCGAAACAGUUAGAGAAUUGUAGCACACUCAGCUGACAGAUUAAACAGGCUUUUUAUAAUACAAAACAAUCAACUGUUCAAAUAUUGCACAAUAUUUGUACCCAAUUUAUGCAUUUACUAAGUGCAGUUGGAAACUAUAAUGCUGGAUGUUUGAGCUCAAAAUGCAUGUUAUUUUUACUCUGUGAAGAUGGAUGAUAAUGUUAUAUAUUGCUGGUGAUGAAAAAGUCUUCUUAUAUUGUCCAUCCUUCAAAAUUGGAAGUCUUAGAUCUUUGUUAGAAACUUACAAGUAGUUAAAAAGACAUUUAAUUUGUUUGACUGUUAAUAAGAGUUAUCAUUUUUUUCAACAAUAUUUCUGUUUUAGAAAGAUCCUCACCAGACGAUAAGGGAGCUUUCUAAAAUGGCACUGAUGGCUGACUGUACUCUUAUGCUUGCCUGGAGGUACAAAGUUACACUCCAUAAUGUUGCAUGUAAACACUAUUUUCCCAUUCUGUUAUUUACGUCUUAGCUAUACACCUUUGCUAUUAGUUUAUAUCUCUUUAUUUGCAGCUACCUAUACAAACUGUCAGAAUUUUGAGAAAUUUUCCAUGAAGUUCCUUAAAUUCUCUUGUUCUUAUCACUGACCUAUGUCUGUUUAUUGGUCAUAUGUAUUUGUUCUUUUUCUGAUAGCUUUUACAGGAAGCAGGAAGAUUUUUUAUUUGACUUGUAACUUGUGUAUGUCUGUUUAUUGUCAUACUUUUAUAGUUCAGAGGAAGCAGGAAGAUAUCUUGAAACUUACAAAGUUUAUGAAAAUAAACCACCUGAUGCUCUUCUUGGUCAAAGUGAAGGAGAUUACCUCAGCAAGGUGAUAUUUCCAUUAUUCUUUGUGUGUUUACAGUCAAAGGUUUUACUUUGAAAGCUUUAAAUAUUGUAAGCACAAGUAUACUUUAGAGGAACUUAAUUUGGUUUUCAUUUAAAAAGGUGAGAAUGAAGUAGGGCAAAAGAUGAAAAUCUGUAAUUAAUUAGAUAACAUUUAUUAGCUCUGGAUGGUAGAGUAGAAAGAGGAGUACAUGUAGAGACCUUCAAUUUAUUUUUGUUGCUUGUGUGGUAAAUUUUAAAGCAGAUAGCAAAAAAAUUAAGGAUAUAUUAGUACUCCUCUAGAGCAUAUCUCUGUGUUUACUGAUGUUGAGAUGUUCAGAGAAUAAAACAAUCAAAUAUUGUUUCCCUUAUUUCUUACUUAUUUUGUCUUAUUGUGUAAUCAAGUUAUAGUCACUGUUUCAAACUAUCAAUAAGGUCUUAUUUCUUCUCAAUCCAGCUCACGGAUUGCUUAACCACUGUGAAAGGAGUAAACAAAACAGAUGUAGUGUCUCUCAGCUCCACAUUUGGGGUAAGAGCUUGCAUUCAAUCUCCUGGUUCAGUUGAUCUACCUUCACUUUAACAAAAUUAUAUAAAGAAAUAUAAUGGAAAAAUUUUUUAUGGGGUGAUGGUCUGGAGAGCAAGCAUGAUUUUGGUGAGUGAGUGCUCAGUUAGAGUAUUUUUUUUUUUAAGUAAAUCAUGGCAGCCACCUUUGAGUUUUACAGCUGCAGCAGAAGCCUGGAAAGAAAAUUAAAUUUGUACCAACAGGGUGUAUGAUGGGCAAAGGGAAGAAGAGAGGAGGGGUGGAGGAUUUGACUCUGAAUCAAUCAUGGUAGAAUAGAAGAUUGCAAGCUUGUAAUGUUAACUUGUCCUAAUAAUAGAAUGAGGAGGGAGGGUUUUCUUACUUUUUUUGAGGGGGGUUCUAUGAAUCAUGUACUAAAAAUGACUUUCUGUUGAGCAGUAGCUAACUAUGUCUUAAUUUUAGACAUUAACCCAGUGCAAUCUUUAUAGUAUACUGCAUACAGAAAGCUAAAGGAAAAUUUGGGGUAUGUUCUCACCAUGCAGAAAAAAAAAGGUUAAAUAAUUUUAUUUUCAUGUACCAGUCCACUGUGAGAUAGAUUUGAAGUAUGAAAUGCCCAUUUUCAUGGUAAACCAAUGUUAUAAUUUGAGUGAAAAUAAUUUUUUUUUAAAUUAUUUUACAUCAAGUUGUUGAGAAAAGCAAAGGAUUUGUUUUGCAAUUUUAUUGGUCAAAAGGGUACUUUCUAUUCUAUAUUUUGUUCCAAGUUUUAAUUUGUUUAUUUGGAAAGCAAUCUAUAGCAUCAAACAAAGUGUCAUUAUGAUAAUACAUUCCUUAACAAUUUAAGAAGAGUGUCAUAUGACAUUGUAUAGUUCUAGGCUUUCCUCGACAAGAAAGAGCUUCUUUUUAAGGGUUAUCUUUACAGCUUUACAGAAAUUAUUGUUUUCAUUGUCAAAUUUUAUAAUGAAUGAUGCAGAACAAUUCCUGAAUUCCAAAGAGGGCUUAUGUGGCAUCCUCCAAAAAGCCAGAUUACAUUUAAUACCUUUGAUUCUCUCUCAUUUAACAAUUAAGUUAUUGCUGGUUUGAUAUCCCUGAAAACUUCAAAAUUUCCUUUAGCUGUUCUUGUCUGCAAAGUACUGAUAAAGCUUCAUCAUUUACAUAUCAUAACUAUGAUUGUAAUAUUUUUUUAACUCUUGUAGUCCCUUGCUAAUAUGGCAACAGCCUCAAAGGACGACUUGGCUUUACUUCCUGGAUUUGGGCCUUUGAAGGUUUGCAUGGUGUAUUUUUAAUUAGUGGUGAAGGUUAAACUUCUUCUUUCAAUAGAAAGUAGUAAGAUUUCUGAUUAUUAUCAUUGUUAUUAUUAUUAUUGUAAUUACUAUAAUUAUAAUAAUAAUUAUUAUUGUUAUUAUCAUUAUUAUUAUGAUCAUCAUUUUAAUUAUUACUUUGAUAUACUAAGUACUUUGGAAAGCAACUCUGAGGGAGUGCACUAGGAGAACAUUUUACUAUUGAAACCAGAUCAUGUCAUUUUUCUUCAUGAAAAAAGGUAUAAUCCUGCACUCUCCUGUGAGUUCUGUAUUGAAUUUGAGCAAAUCGAAAUUAUUCCUAUCUUAACACAAUGGUUAUCAAUGAAUUCAGAUUUUACUGUUAUAAGGCAUGAUUUUAUUAAUGCUUUCCAGUAAUUUGUAAUUGACUAUUUAUUUAUUUAAUCUUUAUUUAGGCUCAGAGACUACAUAACCUGAUUCAACAGCCAUUUGUGGCCAAAAAAGCAAAAUCAUCAGAAGUUAAAGAAAGGUCAUGAUAUUUAUUUAAAUUAAUAGCAUGUCAAGUCCAUCAUGUUAAGAAAGACAAAGGAAAUAGAUUGCAAAACUUAUUACUGGUAACUAUACUGUAAAUAGUUAUUUAAUUCAUACUGCUCUGUAUAUACUCACAAUUUAUGCACACCGACUGUACAGAGGUAAUUAAAUGUGAUCAAAAUGUUGGGGUGUAUGCAGAAAAUUACAUUGUCUCCCAGCUGAAACAAUUUUCCUCAAAUGUUUUCAACAUUCAACCCAGAAGGUAAUGGAAAUUGUUCAUCAUAAUUUUACAAAGAAGGAGAAAGAAACUUUUACAUACAAUACAAAUCAAAGAUUUACAGGUGCACAAGCUCAUGAAUAAAUGUCAGUCACUUUCCAACUUAAGAGUCCUUUUCUGUUGCCUGCAUAAUCAGUGUUUUUUUUUUUUUUUACCAUUUAGCUUUUUAUGACCAUUUUUUCAUUCCUAUCCAUUCCAAAUUUUAUUGAGAGGUACAGUUGUAUUCUAUUGCUGUUCUCCUGUUUGUUUAUGUUUUUGCAUGAGCUCACAUUGGAAGAUAGUGUUAUGAAGUUCACUUAUUACAUUCUAUGACCAUUUUGGAUUUAUGUUUACUUAAAAAUUUUUUUAAUGUAUAUGCUGUGCAGUUACUUCCUCAUGGUAGUAUUAUUAAGCUGGAUAUGGUGAUAUUAGCUAAAGGUAACUGUAAAGUUGCUUAGAACAAGCUUUACCCUGUAUUUAAGCUCUACCUAAUAUAUUUGACUCCAUUCAAUAUAACUAUUGUUAGUCAUUUCUUGUUCAUUCGCUUUGGUUGUGGAAAUAUUGCAAUAAGUUUAUCAAUCCUUCCCCUUCAAAUUUUCUUUAAAAUUAAGCAUUAGAUCAUAAUUAUCACAGAAUAAAUAUCAAUGGUCUAGAUCCUUUGUAAAGUUCAAUCACUACACAGUUGUAUUAAUUUAUUAGCUAGUAGUCCUCUUGAAAUAAAUUAAAUUAUCUUUUGAUUCUAAGGGACUAACAUGUCUUGAAUUAAAUUGACAAAAUUUGUCACUGACUGUAAACCAAGAAGUGGAUGAAGAGACUCUCAUAGGAUACAAGCAUCAAAAUACCCUAAUCCAAAUAAACCUCCGGGAGGGGGGGAGAGGGGGUGGGAGCUUAUUAAUUUUGAGAGCUCCUAGACAGGGAACUAAGUUAAGGGGAAAAUUUAAAAUGAAACCUUUGUCUUCUUUGUACUGAAACACUAUCUAACCUGAAUUUAUAAUUGGCUAUUCUUCAGUAUACCUGUUUGCAUGGCAUUACUUUGCCCUGCCCUUGUUAUUGUGGGUUCUAUAAGGCAGAAGGAAAGGGCAUUAAAGAAACCUUAAGCUCUCACUGGGAGCCAUAUUUAACUUGUGCAUUGCUAGCUAAGUUUUAAGGCAUUUUGACCAGUCAACCUUUGAUGCUGGACACAUGCCAUAAACUGAGAGCCCCAUUAGUACAUAUAUAUAUUUCAAUCAGGAAAAUCAGACAUGAGAUUCUCUCAGUUCAUGUUACACCCACUCCCCAUAAUUGGACACAGAUCUAAUAUUUCUGGGGGGAAACAGGUAUUCAAAGUAUAAACGGUAUCAAAAAUAUUAUAUAUUAAUUAAGUUUGUUGUUACAGUAUCAGUCGAUUGCAAACAAACACGUACUUCCCAAGUCCUAAAUAUUUAAGUUCAGUCCAGUCAAAUAUUCCGGACUGAACUCCUGGUAAGAGCAGGCCUGGCAGCGUAGCGUAGUACAACUUCGUAGUGAAGCAAAUAUUUCAAGUGAAGGCAACUGAAUGAGUAACUAUUAUGCCGCCUUACCGCAGAUCAUCUAACCAAAGCGAUAUGCAAGGCCUGGUUCGUAAAUGUGCCUUGAUAGGUGUGGGUAUUAGCUUCGUUAUUGCGCUUUUUUACUGGUGGUUGCCGGGCGAGAGCACGGUGCAUUCUACUGGAAACAGUGCAAGUAUUGACUAUUAUCACAGAAUUGCUUGUGAUAAGAAAUACAACGACACAUAUCCUCUGACUCGUCCAGAAACCACAGCACAGGGAAAGAGAUUUAGAAUCGGCGUCAUUGCGGAUCUUGAUGAAAAUUCGAAGUCUUCCUCCAAAGCAAACACAUGGACAAGUCAAUUCAAACGUGGAUAUUUAACACUCCUUAACAAUGGACGGGUUUCCGUGGAGUGGGAUCAAGAUAUAGUUAUUUUAUCCUCUACUUUGUCUCAGAAGGGAAGGGGAAUGGAACUUUCGGAACUUAUAGUUUUUAAUGGGAAGUUGUACGCUGUUGAUGACCGCACUGGUGUUGUUUUCCAGAUUCACGACAAGCACACUAUUGCUUGGGUGAUUUUACCAGAUGGAGAUGGCACGGAAGCUAAGGGAUUUAAAGCAGAAUGGAUGGCAGUCAAAGGUAAAACUCUCUACAUUGGUGGACUUGGAAAGGAAUGGACUUCUGUUGAGGGAGUUUUCCAAAAUCAUAAUCCACAGUGGGUGAAAAGCAUUGGGCCUAAUGGAGAUGUGGUACAUCAUGACUGGGUGUCCAGGUAUGAAGGCUUGCGAGGGGCCUUAGGGAUCCAGUACCCAGGUUAUGUUAUACACGAAGCAGCAAACUGGAGUGACAAACAGAAGAAGUGGUUUUUCUUGCCGAGGAGAGCCAGCCAUGAGAUGUAUAAUGAGAAAGAUGAUGAACAUCGUGCAACAAAUGUAUUGAUAUCCUGUGAUGAAAAUUUCACAAACUUUCAUGUGCACACCAUUGGGGAACUUAAUUUGACUCACGGGUUUUCUUCAUUUAAGUUUAUUCCUGGGACAGAUGAUAACUUGUUUGUUGCACUGAAGACUGAGGAAGACAAAGGAACCAUUCGUUCAUAUAUUGUGGCCUAUGAUAUUCAUGGAAGGAUGCUUAUGGAUGAGAUUCUAAUUGGCAACAAUAAGUUUGAAGGAAUAGAAUUUAUAUGA
Molecule: messenger RNA, 9239 nt
Organism: Pocillopora meandrina
Lineage: Eukaryota; Metazoa; Cnidaria; Anthozoa; Scleractinia; Pocilloporidae
Source: the annotation of a GenBank genome assembly